Spinacia oleracea (spinach) is the source of this 324-nucleotide messenger RNA. RefSeq names its product putative lipid-transfer protein DIR1. The coding region runs from base 1 to 324 and encodes 107 amino acids. The transcript has a single exon. Gene Ontology annotation, molecular function: fatty acid binding. Lineage: Eukaryota; Viridiplantae; Streptophyta; Magnoliopsida; Caryophyllales; Amaranthaceae. Gene Ontology annotation, biological process: systemic acquired resistance. The record is from RefSeq and is a predicted model, not a curated record.
AUGGAGAUGAUUGGAAAGAAAGUUGUUAACUUAAUGGUUGUAAUUAGCACAGUAAUAGUGGUGGUUAGUGGGCUAAUGCAAGAGGCCCAUGGGGAGUUGGACAUAUGUAGGAUGCCCAUAAGUUCAUUUAUACCUUGCAUGCCAUCAGUGGUCCAGCCCAAUCCACCUGCUCCAGCCCCAAAAUGUUGUGAGACCAUUAAACAAAUCGAUGAGAAGUGUCUUUGUGCUUAUGUUAGGGAUCCUCUUAUGCCUUCGUAUGGUAUGGAUAAGACCCUUUUAUUGGCUCUCCCUGGAAAAUGUGGCCUUCAAAAAUGUCCUAGUUAA